AAUCGUUACUAAUUUGUUUAGCUGAUUAACGGCAGAAGAAGAAGAAUUUGUUUAGCAUACAACUUGUCGCUGGUAAAAUCGAUAAAAUUAAGAAAAAUUGCAUAAAGUAAUUGAAUAAAAUUCAAUAAAUCGCAAAAUGCUGCAGUACGUAUUGUUUUUAAGUUUGGCCUGUCAAUAUGCUACGGCAUACACACACACAUACACACCCAUUUCUAAGGAAAGCAUUUUUGCUGAUGUUUUAUUAAGUGAACUAUUGAAUCGUAUGGACAAGGACGGUGAUACCGUGAGCAAUUAUUUUGAUAUAGAUGGUGAUUUGCCUAAAGGCGUUGAUUUAGUGUCACGUUCGUCAAGUCAAAAUAUACCCGAUGAUUAUGAAUUUCGCAAUAUGUUUUCGGUUGCUUCAAAUCCUUCGUUACGCGAUCAAGAAUACUUGCAACAUAGCUCAUUGUGGGGCCAUCAGUAUGUUUCGGGUGGCAUGGGUGAGGCGCCUAAUCAUUAUCCAUCUUUAGUUAAGACCGAUGCAAGCCUACCAGCCUAUUGUAAUCCUCCAAACCCCUGCCCAAUCGGUUAUGACGAAACACAAGGUUGCAUUUCGGAAUUUGAAAACACCGCUCUUUUUAGUCGAGAAUAUCAAGCAGCCCAAGAUUGUACAUGCGAUAAUGAGCAUAUGUUCGAUUGUGCCGGCCAGGACAGUAGCGGCGGUGGUGGUAAUAGUGAAAUUGCUUCAACAAUGGAAAAAUUUUUAAUGCAUCAAUUUCAAAAUGAUAAUGGUCUCGAGAACUCCAAUCCGAAUGGCGGCGUUGUUAAAAAAUUCUUCUCCUACAAUCAUCCAACAGAUAAUAAUCCCUUCCUCGAGGGUGAGAAACUACCAAUUGCCGCGAAGAAAGGCAUUCAUAUCAAAAUCUAAAUCAGAUUAAAUUGUUAUUUAUUGAAAUUUAAACUUAAAUGCAUCGUAAAAAACUUGUUUUAAAAUGCUUACAUGUAUAAAUGUGUGUACGUAAUAGUCUAUGUGUUUUCUUCCUGUUAAAUGCAAGUGCACAGCAAUCCAUUAGAAAUAAUAAAAUAAACAUCAAUCCUGUAA
Messenger RNA from Glossina fuscipes, 1081 nucleotides. RefSeq lists its product as uncharacterized. The record is from RefSeq and is a predicted model, not a curated record. The coding region runs from base 137 to 907 and encodes 256 amino acids. NCBI's taxonomy places the organism in Eukaryota, Metazoa, Arthropoda, Insecta, Diptera, Glossinidae. Gene Ontology annotation, cellular component: secretory granule. Gene Ontology annotation, molecular function: enzyme regulator activity. Gene Ontology annotation, biological process: regulation of hormone secretion; neuropeptide signaling pathway. The transcript has 3 exons.